Messenger RNA from Plasmodium coatneyi, 1869 nucleotides. Its product is annotated as ROI kinase-like protein. Gene Ontology annotation, cellular component: nucleus; cytosol; preribosome, small subunit precursor. Gene Ontology annotation, molecular function: protein serine/threonine kinase activity; ATP binding. Bases 1 to 1869 code for a protein of 622 amino acids. Gene Ontology annotation, biological process: protein phosphorylation; maturation of SSU-rRNA. The record is from RefSeq and is a predicted model, not a curated record. NCBI's taxonomy places the organism in Eukaryota, Apicomplexa, Aconoidasida, Haemosporida, Plasmodiidae. The transcript has a single exon.
AUGAAGCUGGACAUCUCGUGUUUUUGCUUCCUGUCGAAAAAUGAGUACCGAGUGCUGACGGCGAUAGAAAUGGGCAUGCGGAACCAUGAGUACCUGCCCGUGUCAUUAAUAGCAAGCAUAGCGAAUUUGAGGAAGGAAGGCAUAAACAGUGUGCUGAAGAAGUUGCUCAAAAAUAAACUGAUCAGUCAUGAAAAUAAAAAGUACGAUGGGUACAAGCUAACCUAUUUAGGGUAUGACUUCCUAGCCUUAAGGGCAUUUAUAAACAGGGGCACCCUAAAAAGUGUUGGCAAUCAAAUAGGAGUUGGAAAAGAAUCAGACAUCUAUAUAUGUAAAGAUACGAGCGGAAAUUUGUUGUGUUUAAAAAUACAUAGGUUAGGUAGAAUAUCCUUUAGAACUAUUAAAAAUAAUAGGGACUAUUAUGGGAAGAAAAAUUUCCGAAAUUGGCUGUACUUGUCCAAAAUAGCUGCCACGAAGGAAUAUGCUUAUUUGAAAGCUCUGUAUGAAAAUAACUUCCCAGUUCCAAAACCUUAUGACCUAAACAGACAUAUGAUUCUCAUGUCGUAUGUAAAUGGGUACCCCCUGUCACACGUAAAAAUUAGUAACCCCUUUAAGAUAAUAGACGUCUUAAUAAACACGAUCAUUAAAUUUGCCAAGGCGAAUAUAAUUCAUGGAGAUUUCAACGAAUUUAACAUUCUCAUAGAUGACGAUGAGAAAAUAACUGUUAUAGAUUUUCCCCAAAUAGUUUCUCUACAGCAUGCGAAUGCAAAGUUGUACUUUGACCGAGACGUCAGAGGUGUCGUUAACCACUUUUAUAAAAAGUACAAAAUAAAAAUUGAAGAUUACCCUGUUUAUGAGGAUGUCAUUUUGCUGACUAAUGAUAAAAUUGUGGUGGACGAGAAUUUGCUUUCCAGUUGUGAUGAGCAUGCCCUCAUGGACGUCCUGCAGAAUGAUGGCUCUGACUCGGUCUGCACCGGGCCGGAGCAGGUGAACGGUAGUGACGAUGGCGUCGAAAGUGAUCAAGGUAACCAAAGUGACGAAAUGGACGAAGUGGAAGAAAGUGACGAAAUUGAUGGAAGCCGUCGCAGUGAGGCAAACCGCCCAAGCACUGUUAGUGAGAGCACUCAGGGGGAAACGCCCCGCAGCGUGGGAACCCAGGGGGGGGACUCCUUCUCUUCUGAAGGAAAGUACAAAGACGCCUACGAGAGCAACGCGGAAAGGGAAAAGGCAAAUGACCAGCUGGAGAAAAGAUUGGACGGAUUGGAUGACAAUGGCGUGGAAAGUGCACAAGGGGGAGAAGCGGAUCAGCCAGGAAAUAAGAAGGAAGAGGAGGAGACCCAAGGCAGGGGGGUUAGUAGCCCCAUGAAGAAUGAAGAAGCCAUUACAAAUGGGAAGUGCAGUGGUACAGAGGAGAAGACGCAGGGUGAGGAUAAAGACCGUCAUGAUGGUCACCCUGUUAGCGGUGAGGAAGAGACGGAGGGGAAAAUCGUCUCAAACGACCCGAACCAUCAGGUGGACGGUGGUACUUCAGAAAAGAGCGCCCACCAGGUGAACUGCACGAAGGGCAUGAGCAGCGAAGCGAGCGGUGAUGAAGUCAGUGGUGAUGAAGUCAGUGGUGACGAAGCCAGUGGUGACGAGGCCAGCGAAUUGACGGCGUACUCCAGCUGCGAGUCGGAGGGAGGCAUCUCCGAGAAUUCCACCAAGAAGCUGUCCGAAACGUGGCAGCCCCAUAUAAAAAAGUACACGAAGGAAUACGCUAAGAGCAAGCUAAAGUACAUGUAUAGGAAGAAGAAAAAUAAGGAAAAGUACAAGGAAAAUUUAAAAACGAAAAAUAAAAAAAAACUAAUGGAAAAGAUUAAAAAUUAUGUGUAA